UAGUAACGUAUCCAAGACGUAUCAUAUCCUAAAUUUCAAAAAACUGUCAUAUCUCGAUAUCCAUAUUGUAUCUUACCCAUGUCGUACUAAGUAUAUGGCCUUCAUAGGCUGACAGCAAUAAGUUCACAAAAGAGUUCAAUGAUUUCUUAAGCAGCCAUCAUGUUCUCCUCUAUGAUAAUAUGCUCUACCUGCACAGAAGACCACAUGAAGAACAUAACUACCAAAGAAAAAAGUACCGAAAUGAUUUUCUUGCUGUCCAGAACCAUUGGCUUAAAAUUCUCAAACAGAAAAAAAAAUUCAAGAUUAAACAUCAUAUGCAAAUCAGUUUUAACCUAAUUCGAGCCGUGGCUUCUUGGCCAGUCUGAAGUAGCUUGGCAAUAUCACGCCGCAUAUUCUUCAGCUGAAUCUCUUUUCUGUUUCUUAGCAGCUCUAUACGGGGAAUUGUCAGUUUCAGCAGUACAAGUUACUUAUAGAUAAAUGAAAUGUCAAAGAACUAACAACAACAAUAAUUAAAAAAAGAAACACCAAAAUAGAACACUUGUCCAGAUGACCUAUUGCAAUAAACAUAAUCCUUUAGAUCAAACUGAAAUACAGCCCUCAGAAUUCAUGUAUGAACAAUUAAACCAUAAGUAGAAAAAAAACCCAAUUACUGAGUAAAUAAAGAUAAGAAAUAAUUCAGGAUAAACUAUCUGUAAUAGUUCAACAAGACUAAUUGAUGCACAGUACAUAACUCCUUGAGGGGGAGCGCUGAAGUUCAGCUAUUAAAUUCAUUUUCAAAGUAUACAAAAUAUACAAUUGCAAGAAAAUAAAUAAUAAAACCCCAGAUUAUAUACAAAAUCAAAUAAAUAAAUAAACAGUACCACCUGAAAGCCUUAAAAGUUGAAACCCUUGUGAAGAAGGAAUCAAACAUGGCCAUGGUGCGGGUUUCGAUCAGAACCAAACCCUAAUCACAGAAAAAUAAAACCCAGAUACUAAAUAUCGAGGAUUGCUGUGACAUUUACGAUAUCGAAGACGAUUUUGGAAAUUUCAGGUUUCGAUUUUUUUUUAACUUGAGACAGAGUAACUCCUGGAAGAGUGUGAUGGUGAGGGACUAUCCACACUAAGGCACUCAAGACAUGCCAGACUCAUUGUGACUCUUGCAAUCUUCAGCAACAAGUUGUGUCAGAAAUAAGAUCUGAUUGAAACAAAAGACACAAUUGCAAUUUUUACUGUGCAUUGAUUCUCACAUUAGACUGAAUCUGUGGUGCCUAGAGAGUGGGAUGUAGCUUGUAAAAGUAUGGGAAGAAAGAAUAUCAUAGUUAACAAAAUUUUGAAUCAUCUAUCUUGAAAGAUUUGAUCAACUUUCACACUUCUUCUCAAAAGAAUGCACUGUGUGAGUAAGAAAUAUUUGAUCUUCUCAGCAUGUUUCUAACACCUUAGAAAAACAAUGAAGCAUCAAAUGUGGUGAUUAUCAACCUCAGAAUGAUUUUCCCUUGCAGAAUCACAUAUUUGAUUAUGUCAAAGGGCACACUUGGGGCCCUCAUGAUCUGGAACUGUUUACAAAAUAAAAAACCGAAAAUACCCUCGUUAAAUGAGGGGUUUAGGGUUUUUUUUUGUCCUUUCAUUCGAAUUAUAUAGGUCUUGUUUCUUGACCCAAUGAGUGAAGCAUUUUAUCUUUUGCUCUAAGCCGCAAUUUUCCCUUCUCCCCCUCUUUCUCAGACGAUCUGCUUCUUCUCCGGUAAUAGUGUAGUUUCACUUUUCCAAUGGUUUCGGUCAUGGUGCACGAAAAUGGCAAGAGGGGGAAGCCAAACAUUCUGGUGACUGGGACGCCAGGGACUGGGAAGACAACUGUGUGCACUGCUCUAGCAGAAGCAACCCAGCUCCGCCACAUCAAUGUUGGAGAAUUAGUCAAAGAAAAGAACUUGCAUGAUGGCUGGGAUGAUGAGCUUGAUUGUUAUGUUAUUAAUGAAGACUUGGUCUGCGAUGAACUUGAGAAUGUUAUGGAAGAGGGGGGAAACAUUGUGGACUACCAUGGCUGUGAUUUCUUUCCUGAGCGAUGGUUUGAUUGUGUGGUUGUACUUCAAACUGAUAACACCAUUUUAUAUGACCGUUUGAGUAGAAGAGGGUACAAUGAUUCAAAGCUUUCGAACAAUAUUGAAUGUGAAAUUUUCCAAGUUCUGCUUGAGGAGGCUAAAGAAAGUUACUCGGAGGACAAAGUAAUUGCAAUGAAGAGUGAUAAUAUUGAUGACAUUAGUAGAAACAUUGCAACUCUGACAGAUUGGGUCAGAAAUUGGCCUUUACCCUCAUAAUCUUGACAAAAAAAUAGGGUAUUUUGUAUAUACCAUAUUCUAAGAGAAUGAUGAAAGUGUUUCUAAGAUCAACAGCUAAACUCUAAAGACAAAUUUUGGUUUGGACCAUGUGGCUUGUACUUUGGGAUAUUUAUGUUAUGAGUUUUAAAUAUGUCAUUUAAAAGGGCAUUUAACUUUUA
Messenger RNA from Cajanus cajan (pigeon pea), 2467 nucleotides. RefSeq names its product P-loop containing nucleoside triphosphate hydrolases superfamily protein (gene AAK6). NCBI's taxonomy places the organism in Eukaryota, Viridiplantae, Streptophyta, Magnoliopsida, Fabales, Fabaceae. The record is from RefSeq and is a predicted model, not a curated record. Gene Ontology annotation, molecular function: AMP kinase activity; ATP binding; ATP hydrolysis activity. Gene Ontology annotation, cellular component: nucleus; cytoplasm.